Messenger RNA from Bolinopsis microptera, 5800 nucleotides. RefSeq lists its product as uncharacterized. Gene Ontology annotation, molecular function: RNA binding. The record is from RefSeq and is a predicted model, not a curated record. The transcript is spliced from 5 exons. The coding region runs from base 754 to 2967 and encodes 737 amino acids. Lineage: Eukaryota; Metazoa; Ctenophora; Tentaculata; Lobata; Bolinopsidae.
CUGCUAUUCCAGUGUCGAUAAAAAGUUUUUGUCUGUUUAACCAGUCAUUCAGUACCACAAGUUAACAUCGGACAUAGUCAUAUUUUCUUUAAUUUUAGCUUACUUGACGAAUUCGUACAUCAACUAUAGACGGUAGAUGCUGAUCGUCAAUAAAACGAUCGAUAACCGGCUCCUUGCCUAUCUCUCGUUGUCAUUGGCAUUCAUGCGAUAAAAAUUGAAGUCAUACUCCAGUGACGACGUGACGUGCUUCAAAAGCUAGAUUUACUGAACUGUGAAACCAAUUUCAGCUGAACUUUAAUUUGUGACAGUGUCGACACUUCUUAGUUUAUUCUGCUAACCGUUGAUGCAACAUUGAGGCUCGAAAUUUGAUAUCCCCGAAUUAAAUUCGAUUAACAUCACAACAGCCCCGAAUUUUAUUAACAUCGUAACAGCCGAUUUAUUUUGGAAGAAUGUGGCUUCGUUUCACCCAGGAGCAUCAGGUACUAUAUUAGUGAAUCAAAAGACUGAACUUGGACAGGGAACAUGUAAAACACUGUAAUUUAGUGUACACUGCCAGGAUACUCCCGAUUCUAUUUUUAGUAACAAGUUCCAGGUCCUCUAACCUUGUUAGAUGGCAGUCUUCGUUAAAAUAGGUAACUUUUUAAACUCCCAACCCACGGGUUCAAGUUCCAUUUACCACACUUCAUUUCACUGCCAACAGCAUUUUAUUUGUUUCUGUGUUCGCCUGGUUUGCUUUGUUAAACUUUUAUCGAAAUGUUGGGAGCCCCCAGAAGAUUCCACGAUGAGCCUCGUCUGCCCCGAAAACGGAGAACUUCAAAGAAACUUCCCUACCGCCCACCAGCGUUUGACAGAAAUGGCAAGCUGGACUCAUCACAGGCUCAUUUUAACCACGCGGCUGCUAAACAGAGAAUUGAGCAGUGCAUCAUGUCUGCUAAUGAGAGAGCUGAGCCGUGUUAUGUUCCCACAAAACAGAAAAUAGAACCGUGUAGAGAUCCUGUGAAUAUUAGUAAACUUCCGCCCAGAUACAGUGAGAAGUAUGCACCACUCAACUUCAGGUCAACUCCACGUAGUGUCAGUCGUCAGCCACGUCACCAGUUGUAUAGAGAUGAACCGCGGAUGGUGGGGACCCAGUUCGAGAAACGCGACCUUUUCCUCAACGCAGUGCCCAGUAACGUAGGAGAAGAUGACAUCAAGAAAGCGCUCGCAGUUUACAGGAUCAGCACCAUCAGGGUGACUAUUCGCCAGCGUGUUAAUGAUAAUACCCGCUUUGGCUUUGUAACCCCGCAGAGUGCUGAUGACUUUGAGCAGAUGAAACAGCUGGGUUCGUUGCACGUGAAGGGAACCACUAUUCCUAUCAGGGUAUCCAGAGAGAAGAACGAGGAGGACGAAGAUAGUCGUCUCAAAGCCCGAAUCUCAGUUCUUCUCAGGAAAGCUACAGAGUUAGGUAUAAACCUCAAGGAUAUCCUUAACACGCCGUCUACAAGUUCCAGGGAUUACAGCAAUGAACUUUCUAGAACUUCUUGUCAACUCUUUCACGCUGUCAAGGACAACUGCGAAGAGGUACGACUGACACGCUCUCUCCGUGUAGACCCCACCACUAACGAGGCUGAAGACUCGUGCCGUCUGAAGCGGGACCCGAUGGAGGAGGCCACGUUUGAUGACGUCAAACAGCACGACUCAAAGCUCGACGACAUCACCAAAUUCUACUCUACCCCGACUAGACUGUCGUCUAGUUUCCGUCAGCUGUUUGAUCACAUGACCUCGGAGAGGGGUGAAGAAGGUGUUGAGUCUGAUGUUGAAGAGGUGGAGGUGGUGGAGCUGGAACCUACUAACUCCAUGCUACGAUCACUACAUUUAGAGAGAGCCGGGAGAAACAGUCGAGGUGCGGGUUCCAGCCUUAAUAAUCUCGAUAAGAAGACUGCUUCACAGAACAAGAGUGUUUCAGAGAACUCAGACUCGUACCACACCCCAAGAUCAUCCCGCAGCCAGUCUACAGUAAAAUCAGAAGACCAUGUUCCCACUAAACGCCCUGCUAAUCACGUGACGUCACGUGAGGUGGCUCGUGGAACCACGCAGGACUCUGGAAUAUUCCAGAGUAGUAGUAGUAACAACUUUUCUGGAGCUUCAGCAACCGGUUUCCCCUCGCUCAACCCUAACACCCCUCCAGCUUCUCCCUGUCGGUACGUGAAACCUCCUCCUCCUCAACCUAUCAAACCUCAAGUCAAACCUGUCGUUAGUGAUCGGCCUAAAAAGAGCAGAAAGCCUGAUAUACCGUACAACUUCAGAUACCUGAUCGAUAAUCCAGAGGAGCUUGAUAACUGGUUUGGUGAGGAUGAUGUCACUGGUGAGGAGACGGUAGGCAGUGACAGAGGCAGUCCUAUGAGCUUCGAGGAAACUUUUGAUCUGGCAGAUAUCCCUCUCACUCAUCAUGUUGAGUACCCUAAUGUGAGCAUUGAGAGUUUUGAACCGGGUCGAGUUGAGAGAACUCUUGAUGCAGGACAAUUCCAACGUUGGGGUAACUUGAACGGUCAAGACCCUCAUUCUCUGAUAUUACAAGAAAAUGUGUUGCUGCUGGAACUUUUCCGGGAUGAUUUAGUUAAGAUGGUUAAGGAGAAAGAUUUUGAGGAAUUCGAGGGUAUUGCUCUCCAGGUGAAUCAGAUUUUCGGACUUCUAGUCGACCUUAAGCUUGUAUCUCAAAAUGUUAUCGAUUUGGAUGUAGAUGUGGUUUUAGAAGAGUUAAAGAUCAGCGAAUCCAGAGUGUUGGACGUAUUGGAACUGAUCAAAGAGAUUGAAAGUGAGGAUUCUGAAGACGAGUUCCUCCAAGAACUGAAAGAUGACAAUCUCAAAGAGAGUGAGACUGAGCUGAAGGAGAGGAAAGCUGAUCUGCUUAUUCUACAAAUUACCAACGUUGUUGACUUUGAGUUUGGGAUCACCAACCCAGAAACAUCUCAUGGAACAGCCUGUUAGACAUUCGAAAACUGACUACCGGCCUGUUAACUGAAUUUUAUUUUCGAGUUUUGAUUUUUGUGUUUGACAAAAUGGUGUCUGUUUGUUUUAUUUGCAAACUUAUGAAUUAUAAUCUCUUUCCUUGAGAUUCCGUAUUGUUCGAACCUUUUUAUAAUUUAUCACGUUCACACGGUUUUGAAACGUAGGUUUGAUUUUAUCAACGAGUUUUCACGUACACAAAUAUCUAAUAAUGAUAUUUUCUGAGUAAUGAUAUGUUGAAUCGUAUCAAACUACGCUAUAAUUAUAUUCUGCAAGAAUCGUUCAAUGUUAUCAAAAUAUAUACCCGUAACUAUAAUUAUACCUUGAUUAUUUGAUGCCGUUUUUAUAUUGAGAUUGUUGUUUUAAUUAUCCAGUGCUUGAAACUCAACUUAUUAUGAGUAAUACAAAUACAAAGUACAAAUGAUAAUCAAUUUCUCUUCGAACACGACACGCAAAUUUUGAACCAUUUUCUUUGCAUUGAAGAUAAUCACAUUGUCAUUAUUCGUACAUCACUGAAAUGCCAGCAUUCAAGGUGUCAUACCAAUUCUAACUUCUCACAACCAACUCGGCGAUUCUAACUUCUCACAACCCAACUCUAACUUCUCACAACCCAACUCUAACUUCUCACAACCCAACUCUAACUUCUCACUACCCAACUCUAACUUCUCACAGCACAACUCUAACUUCUCACAACCCAACUCUAACUUCUCACAACCCAACUCUACCUUCUCACAACCCAACUCUAACUUCUCACAACCCAACUCUAACUUCUCACAACCCAACUCUAACUUCUCACAACCCAACUCUAACUUCUCACAACCCAACUCUAACUUCUCACAGCCAACUCUAACUUCUCACAACCCAACUCUAACUUCUCACAACCCAACUCUACCUUCUCACAACCCAACUCUAACUUCUCACAACCCAACUCUAACUUCUCACAACCCAACUCUAACUUCUCAUAACCCAACUCUAACUUCUCACAACCAACUCUAACUUCUCACAACCCAACUCUAACUUCUCACAACCAACUAUAACUUUUCACAACCCAACUCUAACUUCUCACAACCAACUAGACUCUAACUUCUCACAACCCAACUCUAACUUCUCACAACCCAACUCUUCCUUCUCACAACCCAACUCUAACUUCUCACAACCCAACUCUAACUUCUCAAAACCCAACUCUAACCUCUCACAACCCAACUCUAAGCUAUCACAACCCAACUCUAACUUCUCAAGCCCAACGCAACCCUAACUUCUCACAACCCAACUCUAACCUCUCACAACCCAACUCUACCUUCUCACAACCCAACUCUAACUUCUCACAACCCAACUCUAACUUCUCACAACCCAACUCUAACUUCUCACAACCCAACUCUAACUUCUCACAACCAACUCUAACUUCUCACAACCCAACUCUAACUUCUCACAACCCAACUCUAACUUCUCACAACCCAACUCUACCUUCUCACAACCCAACUCUCACCUCUAACCCCCACCCAGGGUACAUGGCAUACAGAGUACCGAGCCUCCUCCGCCCCGGUUUCCUCUCACUCCACCACCUGACCAGAGCUAUGAGCUCCGAAGUUCAUUUCCAGGACUCUGGUCGUGUCGGGCUCAUCACCCUGGACAGACAGCGAGCCCUGAACGCUGUAAACGAGAACAUGGUUCAACAGAUCAGCGGUAAGCUGGUGGAAUGGCGGGGGAGGGAGGACCUGGAGGUUGUGUGUAUUGAGGGAGCGGGGACUAAAGCGUUCUGUGCGGGAGGUGAUGUUGUGUCCAUCACUAAGGAGCAGGUGGAGAGUGUGGCUCUGAACUUCUUUCAUGAUGAGUUUCAGAUGAACCAUAUGAUUGGGACGUACCCUAAAGUUUAUGUAGCGCUCAUUCAUGGUAUAACCAUGGGAGGAGGGGUAGGGUUAUCAGUUCACGGCAAAUAUCGUGUCGCCACAGACAAGUCUCUCUAUGCCAUGCCGGAAACAGCUAUCGGGUACUUCCCAGAUGUGGGAGGAUCCUACUUCCUAUCACGUCUCCCACAACCGUACGGAAUGUUCCUAGGACUGACCGGACACCGGUUGAGAGGAGCUGACCUGAAACACAUGGGAAUAGCCACACACUACACGACAGCUGAGAAGUUACCAGCUCUAAAAGCUGAUAUUUUGACCAGUGAUCGGAGUUCUAUUGGAGAUAUUUUACAGAAACAUGAGGUUGAGGCCCCGGCUCCUUUCUCGUUAGACCCACACGAGAGUCUGAUAAAACAUUGCUUUUCUGCGGAUUCUGUGGCGGGGAUCUUGUCACGUUUAGAACAGGAUGGUUCGGACUUUGCCCUGAAACUAGUGAAAAGUUUACAGCGCAUGUCACCCCGGUCCCUUGUCAUAACACACAGGCUCCUCUCCAUUGCACCCUCCAAAUCUUACGAGGAGUGCUUUGCGAUGGAGUUCAGAGCCGCGCAUCAGAUCGUGCGGAGUGGCGAGUUCACGGAGGGUGUGCGAGCGCUGCUUGUUGACAAGGAUAACGCGCCUGUCUGGAAUCCUGCCAAGAUUGAGGAAGUGACAGAAGAGAUGGUGGAGGAGUAUUUUAAAGAGAGGACUAGGGCGUGGGAGCCAUUGAAACUUGACUAGAUACUUUUGGUGGUUCUGACUGUGAUAAUUUAAGGGGACAUUCUGUAAUUUAUUCCUUUAGGUCAAAUUUUAUUAUAUAUUUUGUUAGAUAAUAGCUGUUAUCCUUAUAAUUGAGUUUUUCGGAAAUUUUAUGCAUUACGUUGUUGUUGUAUCUUUGAGAAUGUAAUAAAGUUUAUGAGAUCUUGAUACAAACUAUA